GAAAUUGCAGUUGUAAACUCGGAAGCGGUGAGAGAGUGAAGAGUGAAGAGUGAAGAGUUUUGGGGAUUCAACUCCUUGUGAAGAGAAAUGUCCAGGUUUCGAUCACUGUUGCACGCAACCAAGAAAGCUCUCACAUGGAAUGUUGAAGACCUGGUGCCUCCCACUGAGAGAUAUAUUUUCAAUUUCAAUUCCAAGGAUGAGCUCAAGAAGUGGCAUUUGUAUUCGGAUUCGGAAUAUGGAGGGUUGUCCUCAGCAUCUUUAGAAAUCACAGAUACUGGAAAUGGACCCAGUGGUAUUUUCUCAGGUAACCUUUCUUCGGAUUUUGCUGAGGGUUCAAAAUGGAAGAUGAACAGGAGUGGCUUUUGUGGAAUGCGGUCGAAAAAGUUUAAUGGCUUCAUUGAUCUGGAUGCAUAUGAUACCAUAUCACUAAAAGUUAAAGGUGAUGGAAGAUCCUACAUAUCUACGAUCUACACUGAGAACUGGGUAAAUUCCCCUGGACAAGAUGAAGAUAAUAUAUGGCAGGCUUUUGUUUUUGUCCCCAAAGACAACUGGUACAUUGCAAAGAUCCCUCUUUCUCGUUAUCUACCAACAUGGAAAGGGAAUGUUAUAGACGCUGAGAUGGAAAUGAAUCCUGCCCGCGUUCUUGGCAUGUCUCUCUCGGUGAAUGCAGAAGGAGGUGUGCCAGGUGCUAGAUCUGGUCCAGGUGAUUUCAAACUCGAAAUUGAUUGGAUAAAAGCUUUAAGAACAGAGUGAUUUUGUAAGAUACAUGGAGAAUGAAACCGGGUACAUGGAGAAUGAAACCCGGUUGUAUCAAGUUUAGUUUUGCAGUAACAAUUUUUACACAAGAUAUGAAUGCUACUGUGGUUAGUUCUGUCAAAAAAUUUGAUUGUACCUAACACCACCUAUUCUCUUGAGAUUACAAACUCAAUUUCCCAACCUUAAGAGGUUAA
Argentina anserina (silverweed cinquefoil) is the source of this 950-nucleotide messenger RNA. RefSeq names its product probable complex I intermediate-associated protein 30. Lineage: Eukaryota; Viridiplantae; Streptophyta; Magnoliopsida; Rosales; Rosaceae. Gene Ontology annotation, biological process: mitochondrial respiratory chain complex I assembly; mitochondrial electron transport, NADH to ubiquinone. The record is from RefSeq and is a predicted model, not a curated record. The transcript has 8 exons. The coding region runs from base 88 to 753 and encodes 221 amino acids. Gene Ontology annotation, cellular component: mitochondrion.